CGCGAGAUUCGUUUGUUGUCAUGGUAACGUGUGUGACGUACUUAAACAAGAUGGCGGAAACAUAGCAGACUAUUAUUAUUUUUAAGAGCUGUAACAACUUUACGCAAAGAUGAUGCGCCGUGAAACUACUAAUCUGUGGCGACAGAAGGCAUCCAAGCCUCUGCUGUCACAAGGCCGAGUGAAGACCGGGAAGUACUACCUGCGUACACAACCAGGUCCUUCACCACUGGAUACAGAGGAUGGACCAAUCUUCAUGAUGAAGAGAAAACGAAAAACAUCCCUCAUCUGGUUUGAUGUGUUCAUUGUCAUUCUGGAGAUGUUACAGAUCUUGGCUCUGAUCCAGGCGAUGUCACUUCGGUGGGUGUGGCCCAAGACAUGGAUUAACUACGCCUAUUUUCUAUUUAUCUUCAACCUUGACAUCUGGGAGCUGGUUAAGGUUUCAAGUGGAGCAUUCUAUGGAGUGCAGGACUAUUUCACACCAAGUUCCUUCCUACCAUUCAGCUAUAACUACAUUGUUUUGGGAUGGGUCCUUCUCUUGUUGUGUUUGAUUGGAGGAUUUGUAGGAACUUAUGCCAUCCUUCGAUACAGGAAGCGACCAUACCUGUUGGUCCAUGUUGCCAGGAUGGAGAGAGCUGGAAUCAUCAUCGCACAGGUCAUAGCCAUUCCAAUUGGAAUAGCCAUUGCCAAGCUAUUUCAGUGCACAAGCAUAUUUUCCAGGGUUGACCCUUUGAAUGACCUUACCUGCUUCACUGAUUUACACUGGGCAUAUGUAACACUGGCGAUAUUUGUCAUCAUUGGGUUCUACUUCCUAGUUCCUGCUUGGAUGAUCUAUAGAACCCGGCAGGAAAUCCUGGCAGCGACACCUCAACACCAUGAGUCCUACCUCCAGCUCAAAGAAAUGGAGUACAUGUCUGGCCUUGAUGUCCUCUGGAUUGUAAAGGGGUUUCACAUAUUUUCAUCCUUUAGACUGAGAUCAGCUUACUUCAGACCUUUCCUACACUUCUUUAAGUUUGCCUUGCUGUGCAUAUAUGCGGCUGCAGUCCAGGACAUAUUUGCUCAGGCUUUAGCCACAACUGGAACCCUGUUAAUUCUGUUGCUCGCUGUCGCCAUCAUCAGGCCGUUCCGAAUUACCAGCUUCAAUGUGUUCCUGAUAUUUGGUUACCUGUGCCUGUUGGGAGAUUGCAUCAUGGGAAGCUGCGUGGCUAGUGUGCCCCCGUCUGAAGUCCUGUCUCCCUGGCUGGUGCAGCCGUACUCCACAUGGAUCCUGGUGGGGGUCAAUGGCGCCUUGUUCCUGGGUAUGCUUGUGUUCCUGGUGCACCUGCUGGUGUAUAACUUCUACUGGCACCGGCAGAAGGGACACUCACCACUCUGGCCAGACAUGGCCAACCAUGGAGCGGAGAGAGUCAGCAUGGAGACCAAGAAGUACAUGGUGUCUGUGCUCAAGGCUAGAGCUAUACUUGAGAAGUGCCGCAGCACCACCCCCAUGUUUGCCCCGGUUCAUGAGCUGUCCCAGCAUAUCCAGGUGAUCAAUGCCUACUUCCGGGAGGCGGAGAAACUGGGAGACGGUCUCCAUGACACUCUGUGGGAUCUCCUGGAUGAGAUGAUUCAGCUACACGAGAAGCUUGAGCCGAAGUCACUUUUCGGAGAUAGCGUGAAGGACUCAAUCCGUGAGACAGCAGAGGAGUUGAUGAAGCUGAUGCCGAUGUUCACACGUCGACUUGCUCAGAGAGACUACGACUUGAUCCUCGUCUCUCCGCUCAAACGUAGGAUGUUGCUGAAGAUGACCGUCAUGGGCUUUUUACUAAAUGGACGAUCAAGUGGUGUUGCUAAGAAACAGAUAACUGGACCAGAGAUGACGAGAAUCUGGCCUGAGUCAGAGACCAACCCUCGAGUUGAAGACAAGAUGGAGUAUUACGAGGACCUGAUGCCCUCCCCACCCCAGGGCCCAGAGCAGGAGCAGAUGUACCUGUCUGAGUCUCUCUGCUUCCCACUUCAACUGGUCGAUAUUGAUGAGGAUGAGAAGAGUGUGUCCUCCAUUUUGAAGGGAGCUCCUGAGAUUCAGCUCUUGUCCCCACCGCCCUCCAGGCCAAGUUUGAGUCUGUCCCGCCACAGCCGAGUGACUUUGAGAGGAGAGGACAAUCCAGGCUUUGAAGGUGACUCUGGAGGUCAGACUGACACGGUCGUGGAUCUGGAGGACUACAAUCCAGGGGAGACAACCACGGAGGACUUGAUUCAGCUGCACACCAGUAAACAAGAUCCUGGUGAACACAGCCGAGAUUCAAGCCCAUCUAAGGCCAGUGGCACAACUAUAUCUGAUGACCUGGACAAAGCCACACGGGACAAGGACAUGUCUGAACAGAAGGGGCACCUGAAGAGAACAGUUAGCACAACGCAUAUUACUGACUCAGCAGGACCUGAAUCUGAGGACAACACAUACACAACCAGUCAGUCCCAGUUACAGCCUGUCUCCACCAGUUUACCAGUGGUCACAACCAGUCCGGACCAGAAGCUGCCAGUAAAGGAGAAAAAACUGAAGAAGAAGAAGAAGUUGUCGAGGAAGAAGUGGAGCACGGAAGACCCAGGCGACAGUACCGACUACUAGACACCUCGUCUCUUGGUGUUAUUAUUGUUGACAAUCCGUCCAUCUAACGAGCAUCCAAUAAGAUCCAGUUUAUUUAGAAGUGCAAAUGUCAACAUUAAACAAAUGGAACAUUAGCUUCUACUUCAUGUCUCAAACAGCGGAAGCUUGUUGCUUAUGAAAUCAAAAUCAAAAUCAAAACUUUAUUGGUAACUUUUACAUUACAGAUCAAAAUAUAAAUGGUUUACCUUCCUCCCAGGAGUGGAAACACUUCGACGUCUGGCUCAUUAGCAAUGAUUAGUAGCCGUGUUAGAUGCACACACAAGUAGGAAACAGUCCAGCUAUACACAUACUAGAGGCAGUGGGUUUUUUAUGUAGACGGAUGCAGCUGUGAUGCUAUUGUUUCCAUGCAGUAUUUUCAUCUUUCAUUUGGUUACAAGGGAUUGUCUUUGUACAUUUUGUCAUAUUAGCUUAUUUAAGAUCGGUUGUGUAUGUAUAUCUUAACACUGACAAUGACAUCCUUCAACUUAAUCGUGUAUGCAUGUUCUGAACUUAAUGUAGAAUAUAAAGAAACAAACAUUUAUAUAUUCUGGCAUUGUACUUGAAAUAGUUUUCAUGAUGUUUUAUGAAAGUUGAUCAAGUUAAAUGUUGUAUCUGAUCACCCAGUGUGUGAAAUUAUCAGGUAAAACUGUGGACGUUUGAUUCAGUCGGUGUGACAAAAACUCUGAUAGCUAUAGCAAUAGAGCAGGCCUAAUCGUGAUAAUGGGGUUCACUCAUGAUAGGGUAGGUAGGAGGUCUUUUGUUUCUUCCUCUUGUGCCAUUCUUCUUUAAAUGUCUCCGACUCUCUACUCACGGAUGUUGAUUGUUUUACCGUGUCAGCUGGAUUGAGGCGAGGGUCGUUUCAACUUUAUUUGCAGAAAAUAUUCAACUUUAUUCAAGGAAAACAGAUACAAAUCAUGUUUAUGUAUGGAAAUAGUUAUUGGAACAGUUAUUUAGGACGAAAUGCGAAGCUUUAUUGUCGAAUGCUGGGCUGGCUAUCGAACGCCGGUUGACAUCGCCAGUGGAAGCUGAACUAAAGUGAAACAACUGGGAAAAAAAUGUGAGAUCUUCGACUCCGUGUAUAAGACGACCCCCCUUCUUAACCUCCUCAUUCUAGGUACGAAAAACUCGCCUUAUGCACAGCGAUAUACGGCACCUUAAUGUUCUGCUGUUUUUGGUGCCAUUGUGCCAUGUGUUCUCUGUGGUUUUGUCAUUUAGUGCCACUGGACAGUUACGGUCUGCACCUUCAAGUUAGGUUGGUCGGGUAGUCAUGACAACUGGAACACAUCAUUUCUGGAGGGCUGAUAUUUCAUUUGUUAAUUUUAAGUCAUAACUGCAGCUUGGUUGUGGUUUGUGAGACCUGCAAGGAUGGAUGCCAGACAAAGCAGAACAUGUUUGCAGGAUUUUCUUGGCAAUAUUAUAAUGUUAAGAUUAAUUCAGAACCAGAGAUGUUUGCCUACGGUGGUGACUCGGUAAUGCGUUGUUGAUUGAAGGUUCUAAUGUUUACUUUGAUGGUGUAGUAUUCCUAAUUAAACACAUUAAUCAAAAAUAGAUUAAUAUUCCUUUAUGUCAUGUUACAUUAUGUAGCGUACAUAGCGGUUAAAACAAGCGGUUAUAUCAGACAAAGACAUCGACAAAGUCACAUGACCUUGGGCCUGGAUAUUCUGAGGGAAUGUUUCCCUGUCCGGAUAAACAUCUCCAGUUUCACACACAGUUCCAGGUGAAUGAAGACAGGUUAGUCAGACAGAGGUUCCCAUCUUUGGUAUACCAGGGACAUCUAAAGUUGACGUGCAGUAGAACAAGGAAUGGUUGUGGUUUCAGUCGAAGCAGGAUCUUCACUUUGUUUCACACUUGUUUUAAAUGUAUGUUUAGUGUUUUGUUUUUUGUUACUUUGGGAAAACUGGUUUUCUUCCACAGGCUUAAGUCAUUCACCCUUUUUAUCAUUAAUAUUUUUUAUGCUUUGAAUAUAUGCAAUUUAUACGACUUUUACAAGACAGCAUUUCAUACUUAUGUGAUAAUUGGCAUUUAUGCAAUUGAUGUAAUUUGUACCAAGGUUUUGUAUUUGUCCAAAGUUUUCCACUGGAAAGUUUCAUAACCCCAAGAGUCGUCGUGCACAAGACUGUUGUCAGUGUGGGCGCCGGCCUCAGACAGGGCUCCAGACAUUGGUCUGUUUCUUUGCUGCCCCAAGUGUGUCACAAGUCAUAGAAACUUACAACAGGGAACAACAUGUGUAAUUAACUUUAAGCUAGACGUAGCAAUUUUGUUUUGCAUUAUGCAGUAGAGUUGCUAUGGGUGACACCUGCAUUGAGGGAGUAAAUAAUAAUGUAAAUAAUCAGUAGUAAUGUAAGUUAAGUUCACAAAUAUAAACAUUAUCUGGGGAUUUUACUAGAUCUGUAAAGAAAUACUGAAAAGGCUAUACUGAAUAAUUCAAUAUAUAUAAUACAGUUUUUUUUACACUAUUGGCUUUUUCUAAAUUUUCAUUGUGCAAUCAGCUCAAAAGUAAUUGGGUAAUGGUGGUAUAUUUUGUGUGUUUUACACAAAUGUACAGCCUACCUGGAGCUCUGGCAGAGUCUGGCUUCAUACUUGCUACAGGAGCAGUCACAGGCACAUGGUACAUGUUACAUCUAGUAUUCCAAGAUCAGUUGAUCAGCUGGAUCAUUCACAAAAUUAUCAGCAUGUGAAAUAAAAUUUAUACAUCUUUUACACUCA
Haliotis rufescens (red abalone) is the source of this 5326-nucleotide messenger RNA. RefSeq lists its product as uncharacterized. Bases 110 to 2602 code for a protein of 830 amino acids. The transcript has 10 exons. NCBI's taxonomy places the organism in Eukaryota, Metazoa, Mollusca, Gastropoda, Lepetellida, Haliotidae. The record is from RefSeq and is a predicted model, not a curated record.